Lasiosphaeria miniovina is the source of this 1071-nucleotide messenger RNA. RefSeq lists its product as uncharacterized. The transcript is spliced from 3 exons. Lineage: Eukaryota; Fungi; Ascomycota; Sordariomycetes; Sordariales; Lasiosphaeriaceae. The coding region runs from base 1 to 1071 and encodes 356 amino acids. The record is from RefSeq and is a predicted model, not a curated record.
AUGGAUGGCUUUUCCAUCGCUGCCACCUGCUUUUCACUCGCUGGUGGGAUUGCGAAAGCGUCGGUAGUCCUUGUCGAUUUCGCACGAGACGUCCGCGAUGCCGCCCAGGACCUUGAUGACGUUCUCGCGGAGCUCCGCGCUCUUGCCUCUGUCCUCAACCCCCUCGCGCAAAGCCUCACCCGAACAACCCUGUCGUCGAUCCCCGAGCAGCUCGUGCUACAGGUCGAAAGCACACUCGGUGGCUGUACCGCCGUGGUUGAGCAAAUCGACGAGAAUGUGCACAAGUACAGGAGGAACAACAUCUUUACCAGAGUAGAAUGGGUAAUGUUUGGGCAGGGCGACAUGCGGAAGCUGCGGGACAGCCUUGAGGCAUACAAGAUGGCGUUGAGCCUCGGAAUCCACGCCAUAUCUUUGACCACGACCCAGGCUGUGAAGGAAGAUACAUUAGCAAUUCGCGAGUGUGCCCAGGCCAUCAAGGUGAACACGGAUGACAUCCUCGCCCGCGUCAACAGUAUCCGCCACAGUCGCCUGCCCCACACGCACCAGAGGGUGGAGGAGUGGAUUGAUGACAUGAACGUUCUCAGUUUAUACGCCGAAACGUCCUAUCAAGGAACAGUUGCGGACCUAGCCGACAUCCCAUCUAUUACCGAGAGCUUACCAAGGCUCCCAGAAGAAAUAACUCCACCGGCCUCCCCGGAGACUAGGCUUGGCAUAAUAGAAGCCGUUGCGGUACCAAGAGACGCCGAAAAUGUGGAUCCCCUUUCUCGGCAAACUAGCUGGACCACCCAAGAGACAAAUCAGCCAGCUUUGUCCAUGCAUGCCAAAAUUCUUCAGUCAAAGGCGGCCAGCUUCCGAGUAAUCACCGGCACUUUGCUGAUGUAUGGGACCCAGAUGAUCAUGAUGGACCCCCGCACGAUAGCCAACUCUCUGAGGCUGACAAAGAACAUCUGCCCGGUACACAGCGCGUCGCAAGAAGAGUCGUGGACUUUUUCAGAAGACGAGGAAAGGCCAGGGCGGGGCUGGGCCAGGGGCCGCCUGAACAAGUCGAGCAGCACUGAUAAUUCAGAUUAA